Messenger RNA from Trypanosoma conorhini, 495 nucleotides. RefSeq lists its product as uncharacterized. The transcript has a single exon. Lineage: Eukaryota; Euglenozoa; Kinetoplastea; Trypanosomatida; Trypanosomatidae. The annotation marks the transcript as partial. The record is from RefSeq and is a predicted model, not a curated record.
GCCCUUGCCGGUGAGGAGGUGGACAGCACGAUGAGAACACUGUUGACGGUGCUGAGCGGCGUGGGGAGUGCGGUGGGUCGGCUGGGGAUGAGUUACUUCGAGGUCUGGUCGCACUCGCGCAUGGCGGAAGAUCGAAUCCCCAUCACGGUGUCCCUUUUUGUACUAGCCGUGCGCAUUAUUCUUGUACGUGCUGCGUGUUGCGGUAGCCCCAGCGCAGGUGCUGCGUGGGCGUGGUUUGCAGUUGCGGCGCUGGGGAGUGGCUUUGACGCCGCCGACUCCGUCCCUGCCGUGCGCACCAUGCCUGCAGGGGUGGCCCUGCGCAGGUCUACGGCUUCGCAGGCGGCCUCUUGUGGCUGUCGGCUGUGCGGCUCGACCGUUUUCUGCACGGUGGGGGGUGGUGUGCGUGGGAGGUUGGGCGCCGCGGUGGCGUCUUGUGCCACCGAAGGUCUUGUGUGCUUAUGCCUCUGGUUUUCGUGUUUAUCUAUGUCUAAAUAA